AUGUCAAAGCCUGGCUUUGACGAAAAGGGAUUCCCACUCAAUGUUCCUGCAGCAAGCAGAGAGAUCAACAGAAUAUGUGGACGUCGAGGGCACAUCGCUGCACGCCACGAAGAGCAACUUCGCGGGACAGACGAGGACCUCCAGGACGACUACCGCCAAAAAGCGUUGACACUCCGAGAGGUGUAUGCUCGCUACACAAAGACUGUCGCCGAGCAGUUAUACUCAUCCAGGUUCAGACUGAUCUACGAGUUGCUGCAAAAUGGAGAUGACGCCCGCUAUGCAGAGGGUGUUGAGCCCACGGUCACCUUUCGAAUCAAGCCCACUGAGUUAAUCAUUGAAACAAAUGAGAGAGGUUUCUCACUCGGGGAUGUUGAAGCUAUUUGUGAUACUGGAAAGAGCUCGAAGAUCGGCAAUAGUGACACUACUGGUGAAAAAGGGCUGGGUUUCAAAUCAGUUUUUGGUAUUGCCGACUACGUCCAUAUCCAAUCUGGGCUCUGGUCUUUCCGGUUUGAGCAUAAGAGAGGCGAAGACGGCGUGGGAAUGAUCACUCCGAUCUGGACUGAUGUUGUAACCUCGUUACCUGCUGGGGUCGGGACGAAAUGCACGCUUCGGUACUCUGACACUCGCGAUAAUUUCUACCAGCGCCUAAUCUCCGAAUUCGAAAGGCUUCCGAAAACCACCAUCUUCGCUCUGCGUCAAGUCAGAAGGAUGGUUGUGGUCGUGGAGCGUGCUGAUGGACGAUCAGAUCACAUUACUUUCACCAAGGAUGGAGAUUUGAGUUCAGAAGAGAUGCAAAUCAGCACCACGGUGACUGGGCAAUUUGGUGACCAUCGUUCAGAAAAGACCAGGUUGAGAUGCUUCGAGCAUACGGUCAUCGACCUGCCAUCUGAGAGUCAACGCACAAAUGCCGCAUCUGAUGUGACGGUGGCAUUUGAAGUGAACUUGAGUGGAACACCCGUCGUGCCACCUCGAGGACAGCAUGUUUUUGCUUACCUUCCUGUACAGCGCGUUCCACACUUGCCUUUUCUCAUCCACGCAAAUUUUGUGCUUGCGGCCAAUCGUGAAGCGGUACCGGACACAGAUUGGAACCAAGCAUUGCGACAAGGUAUUGUUACGGCAUUUGUCGAGUGGGUCAUGAAAGUUGUCACGCCUGGCGAUGAGUUAGAGUACAAGUGGAUGCGCUAUCUCCCAGGAACCACCAUAGAAGGCUUUUGGGGAGAUUUAUAUGACGACAUCAAAUACGAACUGCUGAGAAAAGCCAUCCUACGGUCACGUCGGGGUCGCCUUCACAACCUCAGGCAUCUGAGGAUUCUUCCUCACUGGUUUUUUUACGAAGGCUUGCCACUGCUGCCGGACACGGAGGCUGACAUCUAUCUAUCUGACAGAUACGAGCCACAAGACGUGAAGACCUUGAAGGAACUUGGCUUAGGGGGAAUCACUGCUCCAGAGCUCUUGACGAGAAUGAAGCUUGGCCUUUUGGCAAGUGAGAAAGCAGGUAUUCACGACAGGCCUUUGGAUGAUCCAUGGCAUACGAGAUUCGGCGUCCUUGUACACUGGCUACUCCAAAUUGACUAUGUCAAGUUGGAGGUAGAGAACCUGAACAUCAUUCCUCUAAACAACAAUGGCUGGGUUUCACCUUCGUCUUUACGUCGCGAUCCUGUCUAUUUGCCCUACAUUAUCGACGAGGAUGCAGUGAGGAUCGAGGUGCCCGACGGUCUCGGGAUAAGGAAGCUCCAUCCGACGGCUGCUGCGGACGGAGAACGCGCAAGCUUCUAUAUGAGUCUGGGAAUCGCCUCAUGUCCUCAUUAUACAGUAACGCAAAAAAUCCUCGAAGGGCACGAGUCCAGUGGAAGGCGCGGUAAUGUAUUAACCUUUCUGAGAGACCUUGAAAUACUCUUCUGGUUCGGGCAGCCUACGUCCCAGUCGUCAGUACGUCAUACACGUCUACGCCUUGUGAGCGACGAGAACAUGCAGCAUCGAGGACGUUCGCUGUUUUUCCCUUCAGACAACGAAUACCAUUCGGAGAAACUGCUUGCUGCAACUCUUAAGAAAGACUUGUCAGACUGCGGCUACGGCAUUCUCGAUUCCCGAUACAUGGAAUCACAAGUUCGGAAGCAUAUUCGCCAUGACCUUGACUGGAUCUCUUGGCUGCAGAAGUGUGGCAUUUCAUAUUUCCCGCCUCUGACGGAGGUCAGAUCUGGGCAAUAUAAACUGAACCCUCUCAUGUCGCUUAUUGCUAGGGACAAUUCCAAGAGCUUUGUUGCGAACCUGAAAGAACAUUGGUCUGACUACCGGGUUGGAGCGGCCAGGAUCACUAAGCAUUUGAAGAUGAUCGAUGUGCCAUGCCGAAAUGGAACUCAUAAAGAGCUUGGAGAAACUAUUCUACCUGUGCAACAGCUGGUUGAAAAGAGCAAAGAACUCCAAAUGGAGGAGGUAUUACCAUUCUUGGAACUGCCUCCGGAGUCUGACAUCCAACAGUCUGAUACUUGGUCCUUCUUGAAAGACUUUGGAGUAAUCUGUGAACUCGACACCAGUUUCUUCUUGAAGGCAGUACGCUUGCUGACCGCUUCCACGCAAACGCAAUUGAUACCGGUGUGUACGAGCAUCUAUGCUGGCAUUGCUCAAACUACCAAUCUUGGAGAUACUGCUACCGUGCAGAAAAUGUUCUCAGAUCAGCCACUUAUCCGCACGCACACGCCAGCCGAAGUAUGGUGUAGAUCCACUGAUUGUAUUUGGGACGGUCCAAUAUUUCUGCGCGCUAAAAAAGUACUACAUCCUGUGUACGGAGCCGACCGGAAUGCUUCCGUUUUCUUCAAGACAAUAUUGAGUAUGCGGGAUGUGGAAUAUCGCGAUUUGAUCGACGAACUCAACAUAUUUGCUUCGGGAACGAACGAAGCCUCGUCCUUUGAGGAUAAACUGUAUGGAAUCUACAAGCUCCUGGCGGAGAUGACGCGAUCUGAAUCAACGAUCGAGGCCGUUCGGCAAGAAUUCAACGCACGUGGUCUCAUUUUUGUGAGGCAAAGGUGGCUGAAGCCAUCUGAAUGUUUGUGGAAUUGUACAAUCGCAAUUUCCGGCCGUGUGCCACUGGAACAAGUAUAUCCCAAGCUAAAGAAAUUCUUUGUCGACAAGAUGAAAGUCAUGACUAUGAACAUCGACGUACUUGUACAGGAACUCGCAAGGACCGCAAAGAAGACAGCACCGGACUUUGACGAAAUCAAGCGCAUUAUACUUGCAAUUGGCCAACUGUUAGCAGCUGAUCCCGAGGUCAAAAUCAAGGACGAGUUUCUGAAUACAUUGAAGAAGACGGCUUUUCUUCCUGUAUGUUGUCCUGACGGUAUGAGGCCGUUUUCCAUCGAUGAACACUUCUUCAUCAAUGACCAUAAGCGAUAUGGAGAGAGCUUCAGACACAAAGCAAGAAUUGUGGACUUCUGUCACGAAGAAAUGACUUCGUUGCAUCCGUUUUUCGAAUUACUGGGAAUUCGACAUCGAUACCUUUCAAACCAUGUCCGUCCGGUCACUACCUGCCACAGACCAACUGAGAGCAUCCCUCUCGGACGUCAUAUCAGAGACCGUGCAUAUGGAUUUUCCUGCUGUGCCAACUUUUAUAACAGCCCUAGAUACUACAACCGGAACACCACAACACACCAGUUACUUCUAAACACGGAAGUGUACGUCUGUGAAGAGAUGUGGACGGAACUCACUGUGAGGCAGGAGGGAGACCAGGACAUCUCCGUACGAAGUGAUAGGGCCGUGGUGAAAGUAGACGACGAAGUUGACGGGAAGCUGGCGCUAUAUGUUCCAAGCGACCAUGACGGCCUCUAUUCAUGCUUCCACACCGAGCUUCCCGGACAACUUGCGAGGCUUCUUGCUAUCCAAGACAGAGCUGCAGUGAAGGUGAUCCACCGGAUUUUGAAUGACAAGGACCUGGACAAGACCAUGAAGGAUGAGGACCUGUGUUACUAUGAGUGGUUCGACAGGCCUGAACCAUUGCAAACGUCUUCGCCAUUUCCUGCCCCGAACGGCGCUGAAGGUCCCACCGUCGACCUAACUUCCAUCCCACCUACCAUUCCAGACGAAGCUCUGCUGGUCGUUCUGGCCGAUCAAAGCAGCAACGCAUCAUACACACAGGAUACCAACAACGUGCCUGCCCCAGUAAGUGUCAAUUAUGCUCCUCAAGACUCUGUCUGGGAGCAGGUGGCACGCAAUGAGCAGUACAAAAAGCUUCUGAGGGAAGUUGUUCGACAAGCGAGGCGUGGUCAACCUCCCCAGGGAGGAUCGUUGUCCCUGUAUGAAAUCGACCAAGCUCUGGAUGAGCUUGACAAUCGGGUCGAUUAUGCAGGUUUCUUCCGAACAUUUGGCGGCACAGGUAAUGGCAAUUUCGAACACAAUGCUCGCAUAGGAGCAGCUGGAGAGUUAUUUGUAUUCGAGCUCCUCAAGUCUUCCCGAGUGUCAGAUUUUUCCAUCGACAACUGGCAGAGCUCAAUUCGCCACUAUGUGAGGGAGUUGCCUGAAUAUGCUAACGAACCAGCAUGGAGUGGGCGGGAGAUUUCAGAUAUCAUGUACGAAGGCAAUUGCCCACGUCUGAUGGAUAUUCUUCGACGAAACACUACAUUUCCGUACCCUCCUUGGCUCGGAUCUCGUGCAACGCCCGCUGCGGUGCGCUAUCAUAUUGAGGUUAAGACAACAGGAGGACCUUGCAGCACCCCAUUCUUCAUGAGUGGUAACCAGUACAGAUUGAUGCGAGAGAAAGCAUGCGAACCUCAUUCACCAAGGGCUCCAAUAGAUCUGUUCGUGAUCAUGAGGGUUUUCAAUCUGUUUUCCAGCAACAUUGGUUUGCAAGUCUACAUCAACCCAUGGCAUCUUAGGGAUGUAGCCUUGGACUUCGUGGCAGAUCCCUGGAAAGUCGUUCCUAGCGAGGGUAUAUCACUCAUUGAUGGUGUCCUGAACGGUGUGGACGUUGGUAUGACUGGCGAAGAAGCUGGGCAGAUGCGGUCUCAUAUGUAA
This is a messenger RNA of Exophiala xenobiotica, 5004 nucleotides long. RefSeq lists its product as uncharacterized. Bases 1 to 5004 code for a protein of 1667 amino acids. The record is from RefSeq and is a predicted model, not a curated record. Lineage: Eukaryota; Fungi; Ascomycota; Eurotiomycetes; Chaetothyriales; Herpotrichiellaceae. The transcript has 8 exons.